UACUGAGCAGACGGCUUCUUGAGUGUGUAUGUGUGUAUGUGUGUGCGCGCGCGCGCGCGCGCACGACUGCGAGACACAGUGGCCCAGGCCUCUGGGCUGUUUUCUGACCAGUGUUCCCAAGAUUAGGGGUGUCUCCGCGCGAACAACAAGGAGCUACGGACCCAGGACUCGCUAGCGCCAUGGGCAGCAGCUGCCGCAUCGAAUGCAUAUUCUUCAGCGAGUUCCACCCCACGCUGGGACCAAAGAUCACCUAUCAGGUCCCUGAAGACUUCAUCUCCAGGGAGCUGUUUGACACCGUCCAAGUGUACAUCAUCACCAAGCCAGAGCUACAAAACAAGCUCAUCACUGUCACAGCCAUGGAAAAGAAGCUGAUCGGCUGCCCUGUGUGCAUUGAGCACAAGAAGUAUAGCCGCAAUGCUCUCCUUUUCAACCUGGGGUUCGUGUGUGAUGCCCAGGCCAAGACCUGUGCCCUGGAGCCCAUUGUUAAAAAGCUGGCUGGCUACCUGACCACACUGGAGCUAGAGAGCAGUUUCGUGUCCACAGAGGAGAGCAAGCAGAAGUUGGUGCCCAUAAUGACCAUCUUACUGGAGGAGCUGAACGCCUCUGGCCGGUGCACUCUACCCAUUGAUGAAUCCAACACCAUCCACUUGAAGGUGAUUGAACAGCGGCCAGACCCUCCUGUGGCCCAAGAGUAUGAUGUACCUGUCUUUACCAAGGACAAGGAGGAUUUCAUCAACUCACAGUGGGACCUCACCACCCAACAGGUGUGCCAGUUGUCCCUGAGUAGCAUCACCUUGUCCUGGCCACAGCACUGGCCUCAUCCUAACCCCACUAACCUUGCCCUGCUCUGCCAGAUCCUGCCAUACAUCGAUGGUUUCCGCCAUGUCCAGAAGAUCUCUGCUGAGGCAGAUGUGGAGCUCAACCUGGUGCGCAUUGCCAUACAGAACCUACUGUACUAUGGUGUUGUGACACUGGUGUCCAUUCUCCAGUACUCCAACGUGUACUGUCCAACACCCAAGGUCCAGGAUCUUGUAGAUGACAAGUCCCUACAGGAGGCAUGUCUAUCCUACGUGACCAAGCAAGGGCACAAAAGAGCCAGUCUCCGGGAUGUGUUCCAACUGUACUGCAGCCUGAGCCCUGGUACUACUGUACGAGACCUCAUCGGCCGCCACCCCCAGCAGCUACAGCAUGUUGAUGAACGGAAACUGAUCCAGUUUGGGCUAAUGAAGAAUCUCAUCCGUCGACUACAGAAAUAUCCUGUGCGGGUGUCUCGAGAGGAGCGAAGCCACCCUGCCCGGCUUUACACAGGCUGUCACAGCUAUGAUGAGAUCUGCUGCAAGACAGGCAUGAGUUACCAUGAGCUGGAUGAGCGUCUGGAGAAUGACCCCAACAUCAUCAUCUGCUGGAAGUGAAACUUUCCUGAAUGAUUAUAUUGCUAUGGAUACUCCCUCCUGAUAAACCACAUAGGGACUAGACAAGUAGGCUAGUUCAUAUCCUCUGUAGGUUGACUCUUAGUUCUGUAAAUAAAAUCAUUGACU
Urocitellus parryii (Arctic ground squirrel) is the source of this 1538-nucleotide messenger RNA. The record is from RefSeq and is a predicted model, not a curated record. NCBI's taxonomy places the organism in Eukaryota, Metazoa, Chordata, Mammalia, Rodentia, Sciuridae.